AUGCAUUCUAAAGCAGUUAUCAUUGGUUCAGGUCCAGCUGGUCAUACAGCUGCACUUUAUUUAUCUAGAGCUACUAUUGAACCAGUAUUAUUUGAAGGUUUUUUAGCAAAUGGAUUUGCUCCAGGUGGUCAACUUACUACUACCACUGAUGUAGAAAAUUAUCCAGGAUUUCCAGAUGGAAUCUUAGGACCUGAAUUGAUGGCAUCAUUCCGUGCACAAAGUAUAAAAUUUGGUACAAAAAUUUAUACAGAAACGAUUACAAAACUUGAUCUGUCGUCACGUCCAUUCAAGUAUUGGCGUGAAGGAAGAGAAAACGAGGAAUCUGAUACAGCUGAUUCACUUAUUAUUGCAACUGGUGCUGCUGCUAAAAGAUUAAAUUUACCAGGUGAAGAUAUAUAUUGGCAAAAGGGAAUCUCUGCUUGUGCUGUUUGUGAUGGUGCAGUACCAAUUUUUCGUGAUAAUCCACUUGCAGUAGUUGGCGGAGGAGAUUCAGCAGCAGAAGAAGCGAUGUUUCUUACUAAAUAUGCAUCACAUGUAUAUGUCCUUGUUCGUAGAGAUAAACUUCGUGCAUCAAAAGUAAUGGCUAACAGAUUAAUGUCAAAUCAAAAGGUUACCAUCCUUUGGAAUACUAUUCCAAUAGAGUGCAAAGGAAAUGGUAAAUUGCUCAAAUCUUUGAUGACAAAAGACACAAAAACUGGCCUAGAAAAAGAAUUAGCAGUUAAUGGAUUAUUUUAUGCAAUUGGUCAUGCUCCAGCUACAGAAUUGGUUAGAGGUCAAUUGGAUUUGGAUGAAGAUGGCUAUGUUAUUACUAAACCUAAUAGUACCUAUACAAGUGUAGAAGGAGUUUUUGCUGCAGGUGAUGUACAAGAUAAGAGGUAUAGACAGGCCAUUACUAGUGCAGGAACUGGAUGUAUGGCGGCGCUAGAUUGUGAACGUUGGUUAAAACUCGAGUUAACCUUGGUUGGCUUACAAAAUAGCGGCAAAACUACUUUGGUUAAUGUAAUUGCUGUAAGAAGAUUUAGCGAGGAUAUGAUACCAACAGUAGGAUUUAAUAUGCGUAAAGUAACAAAAGGGAAUGUUACUAUGAAAUUGUGGGAUAUAGGGGGACAACCGAGAUUUAGAAGUAUGUGGGAAAGAUAUUGUAGAGGUGUCAAUGCUAUUGUAUUUGUAGUAGACUCUGCAGACCAUGAAAAAUUAGAAGCUGCAAGAACUGAAUUACGCAGUCUUUUGGACAAACCUCAACUUGCAAACAUUCCAGUUUUAGUAUUAGGAAAUAAAAAUGAUUUACCAAAUGCUUUACCUGUCGAAAAGCUUAUUGAAGAAAUGUAA
Molecule: messenger RNA, 1329 nt
Organism: Entrophospora candida
Lineage: Eukaryota; Fungi; Glomeromycota; Glomeromycetes; Entrophosporales; Entrophosporaceae
Source: the annotation of a GenBank genome assembly